AUGCGACGAAGCCCAUAUACACAUGAGCCCAAACCUUUAUUGGUGUCAUCGAAAAGCACUGAAGACCAUGACGAGCAACCACCAUCUAACUCCUGGAUCGAGCAUCUUCUAUUUGUCCUCCUCAUUAUCCCUUUGACGUUAAGCAUUCUUCUGGUAUACAGCGAUGCCUCCAGCUGGCUCCUUCCAGACAACCUAUACGCUUUUGUGAAUACCAAUCGAACAUCAGUCCAGACAGGAGUCCAGAUUUUCGGUGCUAUCCUGGCAGCUAUCGAGGUCUUUGCACUUUGUCGCCUGAUCAACUUGACAACUCGUAUUCGAUUUACACAAAGUCCAGUCUCCCUGAACGUGCUUGAGUUCUGGUCAGCAGUGUCAACUCCUACGAACAACUUCUCUCUACCUUUCUGGAUGAUUGUCAUCACGGUGCUUUUCGGAAAUCUAUCUGCUAUCAUAUCAGCACUAUGGACUGGUGCAUUGACACCGGCAGAUGCAAUCGGCACCCAAAACUCUUCCCUUUUCAUUCCAGAUUGGUCCAAUAUAAGCUUAAUCAAAGAAUACCCCGCCCAGAUCGACAAGACAGGGUUGUCAAUUCGCGAGACAAAGGGUUACUUCACCUACUCAGUAGGCAUGGCGUUACUAGGCUCACUUCUAUCCUCUAUGAACUCCGCCUCCCCAAUCCACGGCGGCGUUCGCAAUCACCCCAAAUUAGACAACACCCGAUACAAUUAUCACGGCCGGUCUUAUGGGGUUGGAGCAAGUGCCGGCCUCUCGGACGACAAUCUCGUCGCCAUACCGUACGCGAGGAACUACACCUUCACGGAAACAGGCCUCGAUGCCUCCGUCGACUGCAUACGCAAUACAAGCUCGAUGUUCGUAAUCCAACUCCUUCCACAAACCACUCUCCACGCUGCUCGCGGCUUCCUCCCCGAUAGCAACCUCAGCGCACCCGAAUACUCGAUCUACAUUGGUCGAGGGAACGAGGCAAUAGUUGCGCUGGGGGUAGCAGCGAAUCCCACCGAGCACAGCGCAAAGCGGUACAUGGCCAUUGCCUCGGGGAAUUACUACGAGAAUCUGAAUCAGGUGCAGUGUGCCGUCACAUUCACGCCGACAAUAUUCAAUGUCUCAGUCGAUAUCCAAGAACGGAACAUCACCGUUCACAAAAUCAGGUCUGGAUCAUCAGCGGGGCCGGUCCAUGAUAUCGAUCCCCAUCACAAUAUAACCCAUGUCGUCAUGCGACAACUCGAACUCAUCUCCAAUGAUCUGACUAGUUACUAUCGCUCGACAUUUGGCGACGCCUUCAACGGUAGCAUUAGUGAUUACCGUACUUCCGUGGCUGGUGGGAAUCUAUCGGAAACACAGAUUGUGAUGAAGGGAAUGGAGAACGCUGUUACAUCCUUGGUCGAUGAUAUGUUGGUUGCGUAUGCCUCGGCGCAAUUGGUGGUCAGUGAAUUCCGGAAACCCACACCUGUAGUGGUUCAGGUCGCUGCUCUCCGAGUCGGAUCGCGGGAGUAUGUCAUUACCAGUGCGGUGAUUACGGGGUUGAUUGCACUUCUGGUUAUUGGGGAGGGUAUUCGAAUGCGAUGGUGGAAGGAUCUUCCGUCUUUUGAUUAUCAGGAUAACCGAGCUUUGGUUCUCGGUGCGUCUAGGGGUGGAAAGGGCAUUGCGGAGUAUGUUGAGCAGGUGAAAUGUAAGGAUCUUGGUAGAGUUCCGGUGAUUUGGAGAAAGAGCGAGGAAUCAUGGCAUCAUGGGGAAAUUGUUUUCCAACCUAUGCUGGAUGAGCCGGAAGAUGAUAUUGAGAAUACAGGAUUAGAAAGGACUUCAGUCGCUUGGAUAUGA
This is a messenger RNA of Penicillium verrucosum, 1833 nucleotides long. RefSeq lists its product as uncharacterized. NCBI's taxonomy places the organism in Eukaryota, Fungi, Ascomycota, Eurotiomycetes, Eurotiales, Aspergillaceae. The record is from RefSeq and is a predicted model, not a curated record. The transcript has a single exon. The coding region runs from base 1 to 1833 and encodes 610 amino acids.